ACUUCUGCUACUAUAUAAGCGCUCAUAAACAUACGCAAUGCAUCAGUUGUACCGAUACAGUUGUAAACAUGUUCUCCAAAGUUAUUGCCCUCAGCGCUGCGUUGGCUGUUGCCACAGCUGGACUUCUGCCUGAGCCACAACACUACUCAUCAGCUGAUGCCGUUUCCUCUCAAAGUAUUGUGCGCCACGAUCAGACCCAAGCCAUCGCCUCUAAGUUGGCGGUUGCUCCUGUCGCCAAGCUGGCUGUAUCUGCCCCCGUCGCGUACCACUCUGCCCCCGUCCAAUAUCAGGCUGCUCCUGUCCAGUACCAAGCCGCUCCCGUCCACUACUCUUCCGCUGAAUCCGUGUCAUCCCAAAGCAUCAUCCGUCAUGAUCAGCCUUCUGGCAAGCUCCUAGCUGCGGCUCCCGUCUACCAGUCUGCUCCCGCACCCGUAGCCUACCACGCUGCUCCCGCUCCCGUGACUUAUCAUGCUGCUCCCGCUCCUGUAGCCUACCACGCUGCCCCCGCUCCCGUGACUUACCACUCUGCUCCCGCUCCCGUGACUUACCACUCUGCUCCCGCUCCCGUGACUUACCACUCUGCUCCCGCUCCCGUGACUUACCACUCUGCUCCCGCUCCCGUCACCUACCACGCUGCCCCCGUCGCUAAAGUGAUCGCCCCCGCCGCUAAGGUCCUCGUUGCCCACCAGGAAGAGGAAUACGCUCAUCCGAAAUACGAAUACUCCUACUCCGUAGCCGACGGACACACUGGUGACAACAAGUCUCAGCACGAGACCCGCGACGGUGACGCCGUACAGGGUGAAUAUUCCCUGGUGGAGGCUGACGGCUCCGUGCGCAAGGUGCAAUACUCUGCUGACGACCACAACGGCUUCAACGCGGUAGUCAGCCACUCCGCGCCCGCGCAUCAUUCCGCCCCCGCGCCCGUCCUCCUCUCCCAUCAUUAAAGUCAUUACUUUUAAGUAAUAGUCCCUAAGUUUGACGACUGUACAUAGCUAAUAAUCUAUUUAUUUUAAUAAAAAAUCAAAUUGAAUAUUUCUUUUAAUUUAUUUUACGUAGGUACGAUAACUUAUAAAACACCUUAUCGUAGUAGGUAAUACUCGUAGGUCAACGUAGGUCUGCUUUUUUGUUAAGUUGUUUAUGAUUUUAUGCUUCAUCUUUGGGAAUAAAACAAACACAUUUCAUUCGUGAUUAUC
Messenger RNA from Chilo suppressalis (striped riceborer), 1193 nucleotides. The record is from the annotation of a GenBank genome assembly. Lineage: Eukaryota; Metazoa; Arthropoda; Insecta; Lepidoptera; Crambidae.